Messenger RNA from Thamnophis sirtalis, 774 nucleotides. RefSeq names its product NOP16 nucleolar protein (gene NOP16). Lineage: Eukaryota; Metazoa; Chordata; Lepidosauria; Squamata; Natricidae. Gene Ontology annotation, biological process: ribosomal large subunit biogenesis. Gene Ontology annotation, cellular component: nucleolus. The record is from RefSeq and is a predicted model, not a curated record.
GUUAGGCUGCGACCGUAGGGCUUGAAGCGGGGAAAGCGCGUGGGCCCUUUCCGAAUUCGCUCUCGAGAGCCGCCACGAUGCCGAAAGCCAAGCAGAAGCAGCGUCGGAAGAAGUAUAAUUAUAACGUCGACCGCAAAAAACUGAACCGGGCUUUCCGCAAACGGUCGGCGCCUCGAAUUAAAUGUGCUCAAAUCCGACAUGCCUGGGAUAACACCAAAUCAGCUUCUAAAAAUUUGGCAGAAAUGGGCCUUGCUGUUGAUCCAAACAAGGCAAUUCCCAUUCCAAAGCAUACAAAAAUGGAACUUGAUGGACAAGAGGCAGGGACAACAACUGUUAGGAAGCCAUAUGUAAUAAAUGAAUUAGAAUAUGAAGCCAGCUUCCCAGAGGAAAAAUCUGAGACCCUCUCCAGAGAUCUUAUUGACUACGUGAAACACAUGAUUCAGAAUCAUGGUGAAAAUUAUAAGGCUAUGGCGCGUGAUGAGAAGAACUAUUACCAGGACACACCAAAACAAAUAAAGAGGAAGAUCAAUGUGUAUAAACGCUUCUAUCCCGAGGAAUACCAAGUAUUCAUUGCAUCGUUACGACCAGAAAAAAUGGAGCAAUAAUUAUGAGGAGGAAAAGAUGCUGAAGCAUUAUUUCAUCUGCUAGCAUGGAUUUAAGUGACUGAGAUUGAAAAAACUGAUACUUGAAUUACAUAAAAUAUUGCCUUCUAAAGAGAGAUAAGAAAAAUACAGGUGGAACUUUGAUUCGCCAAAGUUUUGCAGAAAUUUUAAA